GGAACCUGCACAUUGAUAAUGAAUAUUCUGCUUAGAGGAUUUAUAGUUGCCCAAAAUGACAUUGAGCCAUUUAUGAUAUGGGGCUAUUAUAUUUCUCCAGUGAUGUAUGGACAAAAUGCUUUAGUCAUUAAUGAAUUUCUUGACAAAAGAUGGAGCGCCCCCAAUCCAGACCCCCGAAUUCAUGCACCUACCGUUGGGAAAGUCCUUCUCAAGUCUAGAGGCUUCUUCACGGAUGACUACAUGUUUUGGGUUUGUGUUGGAGCACUCUUGGGGUUUUCUCUUCUCUUCAACAUUUUAUUUAUUAAGUCAAUGCUGCAAUAUUGCAGCAUUGACUUAAUAAAUAAAAUGUUGAAGAGAAGAGAAAACCCCAAGGGUGCUCCAACACAAACCCAAAACAUGUAG
Camellia sinensis is the source of this 402-nucleotide messenger RNA. Lineage: Eukaryota; Viridiplantae; Streptophyta; Magnoliopsida; Ericales; Theaceae. The record is from RefSeq and is a predicted model, not a curated record.